AUGUUCGCCCGCAGUGCUCUGAGGCUCAGCCAGCGCGCUGCUCGACCAGCAUCCUUCGCACCGCUCGCCGCCCGUGCCACCUUCACAUCAUCCGCAAGGACAUACGACCCAGAAGUGCCUGUCGUCAGCUACCGAAGUGGCGAGCGAAGUGAGGAGCAACUUCGUUUCGAGGCUGCUAAGAAAGCCGGCCCUGUUUCUCCUCCUGGCGCCGACGUCGAGAAGCAUGCUAUCCCACUCAAGCCUGAGAUCCACUCGAAGCUCACACCGACACUGCAAAACUUUACCCUCCCAGGAAAGGUAGCUGUGGUCACAGGCGGAGGCCGUGGUCUUGGUUUCAACAUGGCACAGGCGCUUGCAGAAGUGGGCGUUCGUGGCAUUGCAAUCAUGGAUGUGCAGCAAGAGCUAGGAGAUAAAGCAGCUCGCGAGCUUGGUGAGCAGACCGGCAUCGACGUGCGCUUCUACCGGAUCGAUGUGCGAGACGGUCAGGCUAUGGGCCAAGUGAUUCAGGAUGUCGUCGAUCACUUUGGCCGCCUAGACGUCCUCAUCAACGCGGCCGGCAUUGCCGACUCAAACAUCAAAGCCGAGACAUACGACCAUGACAAGUUCCGCCGACUAUUGGACAUCAACAUCACCGGCACAUUCAUCGUAGCACAAGCAGUGGCACAGCAAAUGAUGGCUCUCGGCAACGGCGGCAGCAUCAUCAACAUCGCCUCCAUGUCCGGCACCGUGGUAAACUAUCCACAGGAGCAAUCGUGCUACAACGCCAGCAAGGCCGCUGUGGUCCAGCUCACCAAGUCCCUCGCCACCGAAUGGGCACGAUACGGCAUCAGAGUCAACUCCAUCAGCCCAGGUUACAUGGACACAGCUCUCAACCGCGUUCCAGCGCUCGAAGCACAGAAGAAGAUCUGGGUCGACCACACACCACAGAAGCGUCUGGGUGCCGUUGACGACCUCAACAACUUGGCAGUCUACUUGGCAAGCGACGGCUCGGCUUUCAUGACUGGCAACGACUGCCUUAUCGACGGCGGCUACACUCUGUGGUAG
Fulvia fulva is the source of this 1044-nucleotide messenger RNA. Its product is annotated as Galactitol 2-dehydrogenase. The record is from RefSeq and is a predicted model, not a curated record. Gene Ontology annotation, molecular function: oxidoreductase activity, acting on the CH-OH group of donors, NAD or NADP as acceptor. NCBI's taxonomy places the organism in Eukaryota, Fungi, Ascomycota, Dothideomycetes, Mycosphaerellales, Mycosphaerellaceae. The transcript has 3 exons. The coding region runs from base 1 to 1044 and encodes 347 amino acids.